Messenger RNA from Gongylonema pulchrum, 516 nucleotides. The record is from the annotation of a GenBank genome assembly. Lineage: Eukaryota; Metazoa; Nematoda; Chromadorea; Rhabditida; Gongylonematidae.
AUGUGCGGCCCACCGCCACCCUCUUCAUUUGCGGUCACUCAGCUGAUCAUCUCGCUGAUGGCUCGUUGGUUCUUAUGUCAAUUCUACGGACCAAAGACAAAUAAGGACGUGUUGAAGCAUGACCCGCUCUUCUACCAUCGUUUUAUCGAGGCACAAAAAUUUGCAUAUGCUCAAAGAACAUUAAUGGGUGAUGAAGCAUAUGUGAAAGAGGCAAAGAAACUGGCUGAAAAUAUGACAACGAAAGAAUAUACAAGCUGGGUGUUUUCUAGAAUGCGUAACAGGGCACAGGCAACCGAAUACUACGGGGGAAUGCAAGGGCAGAUGGAUGAUCAUGGCACAUCGCACGUAGCGGCUCUAGAUUCGAAUGGAAAUGGAGUAUCAUCUACCACAACUGUCAACCGAUGGCAAGUACUAUUGUUCGGGGCAGUGGUGCAGUCUGUUAAAUUGGGUGUUGUAUUCAACGACGAGAUGGACGACUUCUCCACCCCAGGUAUCAUUAUUUCGUGUUAUAUUUGA